AUGCUGGAUCGUGCUGACAUCAAUCAGGAUGGUGACGUGCACGGCACAAUGGUGUAUGACCAGGUCACACUCGCUGGCAAGACUUUCAAAGGCUGCUUUGGCAUCAGUGAACUGGAACCAAAAUUUGUCGAGCUAGAUCGAGAUGUCUAUGGCAUCACCGCGCUUGGCGUUCAGCUGAUGCAGAAUCAGACCCUUCAAGCACCGACCCAUUAUGUUCCUACCUUUUUGCAGAGUAUGCGAGACGCCGGCGUCAUCCAGCAUGCUAUCGUAUCUCUUAAUUUCGCUUCGCCGCCUUCGAUCAAAUCAGUCGACGCUCUUGCCGGUUCGGUCACCAUUGGGGCAAUCGAUACCAGCAAAAUCAAAGGAGCUAUCACUUGGUCAAAUCGACAGAAUGUUGACGGCCAAGCCUUCUGGGCCAUCAAAGUUGGCUUUCCUACGCUCGGCGUGAGAAACGCGGUUUCACUUAUCGACUCGGGCACAACGAUGGUAGCCCUAGAAGAGGCAGCUUUCGACAGAUACUUUGCCGCGUUGAAACCUCGUGGUAAGGCUACGCGACUGCUUGCACUCAUCUUCCUGACAGGAGCAGGCGCAACAUACGAUGACACACUGGGUGUCGUCCAAAUGCCAAAGGGUGUCGUACCAGAUACGCUGCCCUUCGUUCUCUCUGGUCGCACUUUUGUCUUGACAGGCCAACAGCAACUCGUCGGGUCAGAGAUGUAUGGACUGCUCGGUCUCGACACGACCAAGCACUAUUCGUGGAUCACCAAAGGGAGUACGGUUUCGGUACUAGGCUUGCAUCUCAUCGAAAAGUUCUCUGUGAUCUUUGACGAAGAGCAUCACCAGAUCGGCUUCGCAGAAAGAGCCUAG
Mixia osmundae IAM 14324 is the source of this 867-nucleotide messenger RNA. RefSeq lists its product as uncharacterized. Gene Ontology annotation, biological process: proteolysis. Bases 1 to 867 code for a protein of 288 amino acids. The transcript has 5 exons. The record is from RefSeq and is a predicted model, not a curated record. Lineage: Eukaryota; Fungi; Basidiomycota; Mixiomycetes; Mixiales; Mixiaceae. Gene Ontology annotation, molecular function: aspartic-type endopeptidase activity.